Schistocerca nitens (vagrant locust) is the source of this 1147-nucleotide messenger RNA. RefSeq lists its product as uncharacterized. The transcript is spliced from 4 exons. NCBI's taxonomy places the organism in Eukaryota, Metazoa, Arthropoda, Insecta, Orthoptera, Acrididae. The coding region runs from base 211 to 699 and encodes 162 amino acids. The record is from RefSeq and is a predicted model, not a curated record.
UGUUGACAGUACUGCGCCGAUUAGUUACAGAAGUAUUGGCUGCUCGUAGGGCGAAGUGGUAGAGGUGUUUGACGUUUCUUUCGAAAGUAAAAUGUGACUUUCUCAUAGAGCAAGACGAUAGGAACUGUUCCUCGCGUUGACUUUUCGUGUUUCGUGUUAGCUGUGCAAUGUACAUUAAAUAUAUUCCAGUAUUUUAAUGAAAGAGAUUUAAUGAUGUCGAUAAAUGUCAUUAUGACGUCUUUUGAGAAAGUAUUUGUUGUUGUAUUAUUGGUAGCAUGUUUUGACAGAGUGUUAUGUGAAGGAAAAAUUUGUGAUGUGCACGUUCUUUUCGAGUGUGAGCCGAAUGAAAUGUGUGCACAGACAGAAAACGGUACAGCCGAAGGCAUUUGCAUUUGCAGAACCGGAUUUCAGCUUAAUGAAAACAUGUCUUGCACGCUGAUACCAGAACUAGAACAUCCCAAUAUUUCUAGUUCCGAAGCACCCUACAUUCGAACCGAUCAGAAGUAUUCUGGAGCUACAGCUUCUACAAUAACUGCUGGUGUACUGAUACCAUUGUCAGUGCUAGUGGUCUCAGGUUUGAUGUAUGUUGCUCAUCGAUAUAAGUGGCUGCAGCGCCUGCAGCAGUUUCGAAUGCGACGUUAUGAUGAGGUUCACAUUGGUCAAGAUGACGAUGAUGAUGAUGAUCCUCCACUUCAGUGAUUGUGUACAUGCCGAAUUUGCUUUAGUGCUUCUUUAAGACUGCUUGCAGCUGCCUUUAACCAAAUACACUGGAAAUGUGUGAAACAUCAUCAGUGCAAGCUAUGUAUGCUGAAGAGACAUUUUGUUCAAUUUUGACAGCGAAGACAUCGCAUGGUGGUAUUAUGAAUUAGUAACUUUGUUAAGGUGAUGAACAUGUGGAAUUAAUUUUGCAGUUCAUAUGGUUGCGAAGUGAAGGUAGAAGUAAAGACAGAUGCUUAAUGGAACAGCAGAAUUUGUACUGCUAGUUUGUGCAAUUUGCGGUUUUACUUUCUAUUAUAAUUUCAAGAAGUGAAUGAAUGAAAAUGACACAGGGAUAACCAAAGAAUUGUAAAGUAAUGAUUCAGAGAUUAUCGGAGAGCAUGAUGUGUUUUUGAUGUCAUUCUGAAGCACAAUAAAGUAUUACACACAG